Messenger RNA from Macrosiphum euphorbiae (potato aphid), 534 nucleotides. The record is from the annotation of a GenBank genome assembly. Lineage: Eukaryota; Metazoa; Arthropoda; Insecta; Hemiptera; Aphididae.
AUGGCGAGUGUAAAACCUUAUCAAUUUGAACCAGAUUGUUCAAAUGAGCGGGAUUCAAACAAUUUUACUGAAAAUAAUGAUUUUGAAAUUAACGUAGAUAAUCGAAGUGGUAAAUUAAAUUGGUGCAAAUGUGGACAGUGCGUAAUUAUGACGACGGAUCAAGAAAGCGUCUGUUGUCAAGAAAGUGAAAAAGUAAAACAAGUUAGUGGAAUAGCUGGUUGUGUGACACACAAUGUUUUAUUCAACAAACUAGUUUUAGAUAAAGAUGUUUUAAAUAUUUCUCGUCAUAAAAUGAUUUUAAAGUCUAAAAAAAAACAGAAAAAAAAAAUUUUGUGUAAAAUUGAAACACAAAAUAAAGUCUGGCGAUACUUGGCUUACAAACAGUUUAUUUCGUGGAUAAAUGCAUGCACAACGAUUGGAAAGGGAAAUAGGAUAGUAAUUCCAUCAUGUGUUAUUUAUAAAAUAAGACAGACUUAUCCAGAAGAAAAUGGUGUUUAUGUAGGAUUUCGGCCCAACGAUAAACUUCCUACCUAA